Magallana angulata is the source of this 1469-nucleotide messenger RNA. RefSeq lists its product as uncharacterized. The record is from RefSeq and is a predicted model, not a curated record. Lineage: Eukaryota; Metazoa; Mollusca; Bivalvia; Ostreida; Ostreidae. The coding region runs from base 41 to 1453 and encodes 470 amino acids. The transcript is spliced from 9 exons.
GAUUUUUAUGAUUACCGUUGGAUAAAACUUUUUUGAGGUGAUGAAAUUCAUACUGUUAUUGAUAACUUUUGCUGGUGCAAAAGCCGAAGAAGAUAAUGGAAAUUGUAAAGAAAUAUUACAGGGUUAUUUGACAGGGCAACUGUCGUCUGCUUUAGGAGCAUAUCAAGUAGAAGCAUUGAGGAGGGAAUUCAAAAGUUUUACUGAGGGAAUGGAGAAAUCCAUGAAAGAGCUUGAACAAAACGUUGAGAAAAAGCUUAACAAUAUCAAAAACACAGCAAAUAGUAGUGUUGUUUACACAAGAUGGGGAAGGAAAAAUUGUCCAACAGGUGCAGAAUUGGUCCUUUCGGGGUAUGUUGGGGGAUCCCGUCAUACACAUUCUGGUGCAGCAGUGGAACCUCUUUGUUUACCAAGAAAACCAGAAUGGGGAAACUACAAGGAUGGUACUGACGGAUCAAAAGCUUACAUCUAUGGAGCUGAAUACGAGACAGGUGAUCUAAGUGGCAAGUGGCUCAAACUUCAUGAUCAUGACGUCCCGUGUGCUGUGUGUUUAGUUCGUAACAGAUCCGUAGUAAAGAUGUUUCCAGCUACAAAAGUGUGCAAAGACGGUUGGAAGUUUGAGUAUCAUGGUUACCUAAUGGCUGGUUACCAUGGUCACGCAGCUGGGACAACAUAUACUUGCAUCGAUAACGACCCAGAGAGUUUACAUGGAGGUGGUAACAUCAACAGCAACGGUUACCUGCUCUAUAUGGUGGAGGCAAGAUGUGGUUCAUUGAAGUGUCCACCGUAUGUUGAAGGAAGAGAGAUUAUCAUGAAAUUAAUACUGUUUCUGAUGAUCGUUGCUGCUGCACAAGCUGGGACAAAUACCGGACAGUGUAAAGAAAUGUUACAGGAUACAUCAAACAGUAGCGCUGUUUACACACGAUGGGGUAGUAAAAACUGCCCUGGCAGUGCAGACUUGGUUCUUUCAGGCUACGUUGGUGGAUCACUUUUUUCUCAUACGGGGGCAGCAGUUGAACCUCUUUGUUUACCCAGAAAUCCAGAAUGGGGAGACUACAGAGAUGAAACGGAUGGGGCAAAAGCUUAUAUUUACGGUGCAGAAUACCAAACGGGUGAUUCAGCUGGGAAGUUGAUUAAUCUUCAUGAUCACGACGUCCCUUGUGCCGUGUGUUUGGUUCGUAACAGAUCGGUGGUAAAGAUGUUUCCAGCUAGAAAAACAUGUGACAAGGGUUGGAAGCAUGAGUACCAUGGCUAUCUCAUGGCAGGCUACUAUAACCACAGUGCUGGAACAUCAUACACCUGUGUCGAUGGUGACCCAGAGACGUUACAAGGCGGUCAUAUCAACAAUAACGGUUACCUGUUCUAUCUCGUGGAGGCAAUUUGUGGCUCACUCAAGUGUCCGCCUUACGUUAAUGGAAGAGAACUUGUCUGUGUUGUUUGUUCCUUAGAAAAAUGAAGAUUGUCAAAAUAAA